Molecule: messenger RNA, 1447 nt
Organism: Peromyscus eremicus (cactus mouse)
Lineage: Eukaryota; Metazoa; Chordata; Mammalia; Rodentia; Cricetidae
Gene: Orai1
Product: ORAI calcium release-activated calcium modulator 1
Exons: 2
Coding region: 213-1130 (305 amino acids)
Biological process (GO): store-operated calcium entry
Cellular component (GO): membrane
Molecular function (GO): store-operated calcium channel activity
Source: RefSeq, a predicted model, not a curated record
CUGGGACCGGACGCCCGUCGGCGCGCAGGCUCCGGUCGCUGCCGCUGGGAACUUUGCCGAGCGGUUCUGUUAGCCCCGGCCUCGGCCUCCGGAUCGGGUGCGUCCGGCGGCGGGAGACAGACUCGAGUGGGAGCGGGCGGAGGUACGGCGCGGCCCCGGGGCCGCAGCCUUCGCGGGCGCCCGCCGCCAGCCGCGCCUUCGCAGGGUACCCCAUGCAUCCGGAGCCUGCCCCGCCCCCGAGCAGCAGCAGCAGCAAUCCCGAGCUUCCCUUGAGCGGCGGCAGCAGCAGCACCAGCGGCAGCCGCCGGAGCCGCCGCCGCAGCGGGGACGGGGAGCCCUCGGGGGCCCCACCGCUGCCGCCACCACCCGCCGUCAGCUACCCGGACUGGAUCGGCCAGAGUUACUCCGAGGUGAUGAGCCUCAACGAGCACUCGAUGCAGGCGCUGUCCUGGCGCAAGCUCUACUUAAGCCGCGCCAAGCUCAAAGCCUCCAGCCGGACCUCGGCUCUGCUCUCCGGCUUCGCCAUGGUGGCGAUGGUGGAAGUCCAGCUGGACACAGACCAUGACUAUCCACCGGGGCUGCUCAUUGUCUUCAGUGCCUGCACCACCGUGCUGGUGGCCGUCCACCUCUUUGCACUCAUGAUCAGCACCUGUAUCCUCCCCAACAUCGAGGCUGUGAGCAACGUCCACAACCUCAACUCGGUCAAAGAGUCUCCGCACGAGCGCAUGCACCGGCACAUCGAGCUGGCCUGGGCCUUCUCCACCGUCAUCGGGACGUUGCUCUUCCUGGCGGAGGUCGUGCUGCUGUGCUGGGUCAAGUUCUUACCCCUCAAGAAACAAUCGGGGCAGCCAAGCCCCACCAAGCCCCCUGCGGAAGCCGCCGCCGUGGCCAACAGCAGCAGCGGCGGCAUCACCCCCGGGGAGGCGGCGGCCAUUGCCUCCACGGCCAUCAUGGUCCCCUGCGGCCUGGUCUUCAUUGUGUUCGCCGUUCACUUCUACCGCUCACUGGUCAGCCAUAAGACGGACCGGCAGUUCCAGGAGCUCAACGAACUGGCCGAGUUUGCCCGCUUGCAGGACCAGCUGGACCACAGAGGGGACCAUUCUCUAACACCCGGCACGCAUUACGCCUGAGUCCGCACCUUCCCAUUUGGCCCUGUGCCCUUCCCCACCCAUGACCUUGUCCUGGCCCCGUCUACAGGACGGCCUGUGCGGGCAGCUGGGCUUCACCAGGGCUCGGUGUGCAGGGAAGAGGCUUUUAAAAAAAAAAAAGGAAGAAAAAAAAAAAAAAUCACUGCACUUUGAGACUUUCUUCUGUGAGAAUAAGCACUCUCUGUUCUUCCAGCUCUGGGUCCCCCUCCUGGUAGGAUGUGGGGGGGUGGGGGGGACAGAUGCUCUCUUUGUCCGCUCUCCUCCGCAUCAGUGCCACCCGGAUGCUUCCUGUCCUGUCG